ACUACCCACCCGUUGCUCACAACGCUCGCAUUCCGCCCUCAACCUACUAUUCAAUCCGCUGCCUACAUUCAAUACUUUGCGAUGGAGCCGCAACCUUCGACCUCGCAGCAGGCCCCAUCGCCUACCCGAAGUGACAAAAGCAGCGACAGCGAAGGGAAGCCAGUUCGAGAGAAACUCAAAGAGACCAGGAUCGACACCAACGCAGCUUCCGAUCAGCACAUGAAAGAAGCGUCAACGAACGGAGCGCAUGCCGACAGCAACUCCGGCUCCGACAGCGACAGAGGCAGGCUGCGCCGCAAGCGGAGCCGUGAGGAUUUUGAGGGCGACGAGGAUGCAAAGCAUCCAGAGAAGAAGCAAGAACGUCAUACGCGCAAGAAAUCAAGGGACGUGACAAGCCCUGCUGGGUCCGACCUCGAGAAUGCGAAGCCCAUCAAGCCGCUGAUUGCGUCAAUACAAGAGGAUGGCCCCGAUGAGGCAAUGCGUGCAACCAUUGGAUCUAGUGUAGCACAUACUGGCAACUCUGAGAAGAAUGCAGAUGGCACAAGCCCUAAGAACAAACGCACACGGGAGCAAGCAGAGAAUUCGACGACUGAAGCUUCCAACCCUCUGGAUUCAGCGUCCACAACAGACGAUGAGCGUACAAAUAAGCGGCCAAAGGACGGUGCGAAGACAAAUUCAACAGGGCCCGCAAAGACCGAGACAAAGAUACCCCCUGGAAGUGGAUUUGCCAACACCUCGGUAGCAUCCCCUUUCGCUACCAUGUCCACGCAGAAGCCGGCUCCUAAACCCACUGAUGCAUCAGCAAAAGAUCUACCUCAAACAUCAGACCAGGCGUUCAAGAAGUCCGGAUUUGGGUCUUUCGCCAGUUCUACUGCCUCGCCUUUCGGCGGUGCUGCCAGCAGCUCAGGUUCCGCAUUGGGGGCAGCAACGGGCCCUAAGCUUAGUUCAUUUGCCAGUCCUAGCAAGCCUGCAACUCAACCGUCUGGAUUCGCAACUUUGGGUGGCAGCAGCACAGGGGCAUCUGCGUUCGGUGGAGGAGCAGCGAACGGUGGAAAGUCCCUUUUUGGUGGAGCAUUAGGCUCCAGUGCAUUCGGAAACGGUGGUGCCGUCUCGAAACUGUCUUCCUUUGGUUCGGGAGGCGGCAGCAUCACCGGUCUAACACAGAAGCCAGUAGAAUUCGGCUCCAAAGAACAGCCAAAAGACGACGCAGAAGAAGACGCGUCCGACAAGGAAAGUACGAAUGAGGGUAACGACGGCGAAGACCAGCCAACGAAACCUCGUCAAACGUUGCUACAGUCCCAGGGACCACCCGAAACCGGUGAAGAAAACGAGGAUGUGACUUGGACCGGCCAUGUUAAACUUUACACAUUGGCUGGCGCAGCCGGCAAAAAGGCGUGGCAGGAGCGUGGAACCGGAACGUUGAAGGUCAAUGUAACGCGAGAAUCGCCAAAGAAGUCCCGCAUCGUGCUUCGUGCGGAUGCCACACACCGGCUGCUGCUCAACGUUGCUAUUGCCAAGAGCCUGCGAUUUGGCGAUGUCCAAGGCAACGAACCGAAAGAUGGAAAGGUGCUGUUCACGGCGCCAACAGCAUCUGGAGAGGUGGAAUCUCACCUACUUAGACUCAAGGUCGACAAAGGCAUAGAUCUGUGGCGCACCGUAGAGGAUCUGAAGAAAGAGUCGGCGUAA
Molecule: messenger RNA, 1686 nt
Organism: Periconia digitata
Lineage: Eukaryota; Fungi; Ascomycota; Dothideomycetes; Pleosporales; Periconiaceae
Source: the annotation of a GenBank genome assembly